AUGUCAUGUGAUGCAAUAUCUUCACCACAAUCAGAAACGUCUUCUUGUCACAGAAGUGGGAUCCUGGUGAUUCCACGUGGUGGUUCUUCUGAUUAUUGUGACAGCAGUGCGAUAUCGGAUAGCUGCCUUGGAACUUCAUCAAUAUGCAACACUUUGAGCAUCAACACUGAUUUGGCUUUUAGAGUCGUUCAACUGAUUGAUCGUGGUGGUGGCUGGGUUCCAGCUGGAUACAAUCCGUUUGGGUAUCAGAUUACCGAAUUGGGCGAACAAUUCCUUGCAUUUGACGGUUCGUUGGAUUCCGACAUUGGACGUUUCUUGGCGUCGGUAAAGCAACGCAAGUCCAAAAAGACGAUUCAAUCUCAGUGGUUGGAGAUUGUCCGGGCAUCGAAACAGGGUCAAAGUAUGAGAAUCUAUCGAAAUCUGGACGACUUUGUUGAUUUUUGUCUAAAGGCUGGCUUUUUGAGUUAA
This is a messenger RNA of Cylindrotheca closterium, 468 nucleotides long. The record is from the annotation of a GenBank genome assembly. NCBI's taxonomy places the organism in Eukaryota, Bacillariophyta, Bacillariophyceae, Bacillariales, Bacillariaceae.